CAGGGUGAGAGGUCAUGUUUCCUGGUUUGAAUGCAGAACCGAGUGGAGCCGGAAAACUGAACCCAAUCUUUAAACUAGCUCGUUUGUAAACGUUUUAAAUGUUUUCGACGGUUCGCGAGUGAAGCUCGUGCAGCGGCGUCAUCGGGUGACGUCACCGCCAGCGGCUUCAUCAGGAUCCCUGAAGACGAGGUCGACCUGUCAGCAUGCAGUCGGAGCUGCUGAUUGGGUGGCACCAGGAGAAGGCGGAGCUUACGAAGGAGGUGUGCCGUCUGCAGGAGGAGCUGGCUGAGAGUCGAGCAGAGAGGGAGGAGCUGGAGUCUAGGAGCAGAGCUCUGAAUGACAGGCUGUACCAGUCAGUGUCUCCCUCCCUCGCCCUCUCUCUGCAGGGGGAGGGGGAGCAGAGGGAGUGGAAGAGGAGGGAGAGGGAUGGGAGGGAGAGGGAGGCCAGACAGGCUCUGCUCAUCCACCGACUGCAGAACAAGGUGUUGGAGUACAGAGAUCAAUGUCAACGAUCGGAGCUCCAGCUGGAAGACGUAAACACACAGCUGCUCAGCACCGAGCGCAGGAUUAGGGAUGAACAUAGUGACGCUCUGGAGAUCGCCCUCAUCAAGCUGGAGGAGGAACAACAGAGGUCUCUUGGAUUGGCUGACACAAACGCUCUCCUCCGGCAGCAGCUCAGCCAAUCAGAGCAGGCCAACCAGGCCUUGAGGGAGGACCUCCAGAAGCUGACGUCUGAUUGGACCACAGCGUUGGAGGAGGCGGAGCAUAGAGAGGAUGAUUGGCAGAGAGAGAGGGAGUGUCUCUCAGGUCAUGUGGGUCAGCAACAGGCUUCGCUGCUGUCGGGUUGGAGGUCUGUGGUCGCUCUGAGGAGACACUGUCACACUUUGAAGACCGCCGUCGACAGGGAUCUGUGGCAGUUGCGGGCGGAGUUUUCUCGUCUCUCCUCGUCUCUCCUGUCCAGCUGUGACUCUGUCUCCUCUUCUCUGAGGCUCAGCGCUUCUCCCAUCAAACCUUUUUCCUCCCCCCCUCCCCCUCUUCUCCCCUCUUCCUCCACCCUGGUCCUCCCUCCUCUGGACUCCUCAUCAUCUCUACCUCCUCUCUUCUCCUCCUCCACCCUGGGAACCUUCUCCUUAGGAGAGCUGGAGCACAGAGAGGAGCUGGAGGAGCAGGAGAGGAGGGAGGAGCAGGAGAGGAGGGAGGAGAAGGAGAGGAGGGAGGAGAAGGAGAGGAGGGAGGAGCAGGAGCGAGAGACACAAGUUUUCCAGCCGACAGAACGCAUUGAGGAGCUGUCUCGCUCGCUGCAGGCUGAGGACCUUCAGAGGGAGGACAGACAGAAGGAGGACCUUCAGAGGGAGGACAGACAGAAGGAGGACCUUCAGAGGGAGGACAGGCAGAGGGAGGAGAGGCAGAAGGAGACAGAGAGACAUAGAGACACAGAGAGGAGUCUUCAGUCAGUCAGUCAGGCUGUGGUCAAACUGUCCAGAGUCCUGAGCAGCAGUCAGACCAUGUGUGCGUCCCCAGACAGCGUCCUCAGUCUGGAUCUGUGCUCCCUGCUGUCGGUCCUGUCCCAUGCUGAGAGCGCCCUGCAGUGGAGACAUGAGGAACUGCAGGGGGCGGAGCUCUCUCUGCGGCGGCUCUGUGAGGAGAAAUCAGCUGUUCAGCUCCGACUGAAACAGCUGGAGGACGACAACCAGCUGCUGAAUACACACUCCCAACACACACAGCUGGAGCUUACACACACUCUGGACCUACUGAGCAGGGAGCGCGAGGCGUCGUCCUCGCUGCGUCUCUGGUUGGAGGAGGUGCAGAGGAGGGAGGAGGAGGUGCAGAAAGAGAAGGAUCGUCUGAGGAGGGAGAGAGACAAACAGGAGGAGAGAAACAGACAGCUGGAGACAGAAACACUCAGACGAGUGGAGGCCGAAGUGUUGGAGAACGUCCAGCUGACGGAGAGGGAGACUCUGCUCCGGGUGGAGAUCCACUCUCUGAAGGGGGCGCUGGAGAAGCAGCUUCUGGACCGGCAGAGAGCAGAAGAAGAAGCCGCCGACGCCAGAGACGCCCUGCAGAAGUCCAGAGACAGCGUGGUGAGUCUCUCCUCCUCCGAGUGUGCGUUGAGGCGGGAGGCGCACGAGGGGCGCGACGCUCUGGACAAGAUGGCCGCCCUGAACGCAGCUCUGGCGCUGGACAAGAAGGAGCUGAACGAACAGCUGCUGAAGCUGGAGUGUGAGCUGUCAGACAGCCAAUCACAGCUGCAGGCGGUGAGGUCAGAGGUCAGCUCUCUGCAGAGGGAGGUCAAGACCCUCCACCUGGACUGCGACCAGCUCAGAGCUCAACGAGAGGAGGAGGCCGACGUUGUCCGUCAGCUCAGAGGAGGAGAGAGAGAGAUGGAGAGAACACUGGAGGAGGAGAAGAGACUGCUGGUCUCCCUGAAGGAGGAGAGAGAGAGGGAUGAAGAUCAGCUGGAGGAGCUCUCCUCCCAGCAUGCCUCAGCGUGCCUGGAGCUGAAGGAGGCGCAGCAGCAGCUGAGGCAGUCGGAGGAGGAGGUGAGGAGGAGAGAGCGGCAGCAGGAGGAGCAGCAGUGGGAGAGCAGGAGGCAGCAGGAGGAGCAGCAGCACCUGCAGAGGCAGAAGGAGCAGCUGGAGGAGCAGCUGGAGGAGCUCAGGUGUGUGGCGGAGGCUCUCCAGCAGCAGCUCCAUCAGCAGCAGAAGCAGCUCUCACAGUCGGAGAUGGACAGAAGUCAGCUGACCACUCAUGUCGUCACGGUGCAGCAGGUCAAAGCAGCUCUACAGGGGGAGAUCGAGUGUCUACGAGGAGAGCUGGAGAGAACGACUACCAGGAGAGAAAAGGAGGAGGAGAUGAGGGAAGAGGAGAGGAAGAGGAGUGAAGAGGAAAAGGAGGCUCUGAAGGAAGAGACUGAGAGGCUGACGGAGGAGGUGGAAGACCUGAAGAGGAGGAGGAGAUGGGAUGAGGAAAAGGAGACUGAGGCCUGGCAGAGAGAGAGGGAGGAUCUGAGCGAGGAGCUGGGGAUGAGGGACGGAGAGGUGGAGGCACUGAGGAGGCGCAUAGAGGGGCUGAUGGAGGAGGAGCGAGACAGACAGAAGGAGGUGGAGAGGCUGAGGGAGGAGGUGAAGAGGACAGACGUCAGGCUGAGAGAAGGGGAGGUGAAAAGAGAGGAGGAGGUCGAGGCGCUCUGCGACCGGAUGGAAAGAUUAGAAAGAGAGAGGGAGGAGAGGGAGGAAGAGAUGGAGCGGUUGAGGAGUGAAGCGGAGGAGGUGAAAAGAUGCAGGAGGAGGGUGGAGGAGGUGGACGAGGAGAUCAACAGACUGAGAAAAGAAACAUCUGCACUGCAGGAGGAGAAAAGACAGAGGAAGAGACUGCAUGACGGAGAGGAGGAGGAGAGGAGGAGGAGAGCAGAGGAGGAGGUGGAGCUGCUGAGGGUGAGGCUGAGUGUGGCCAAGGAGGAGUGCGAGGAGGUGAAGGAGCAGGUCGAGCGGAGGGAGCGCAGCCUGGAGCGACAGAUGAGCGCCGUGAGGGAGAGGGAGGAGGAGGUGGAGGAGCUGAAGGAGCAGCUGAGGUUGGCUGUGGAACAGAAGGAGGAGGGAGAAAGGGAGCGGAGGGAGGCGAACGACAAGCUGAAGCAGAGCGCAGGGAGGGAGGAGCAGCAGGAGGCGCUGCUGAAAGAAACCUCGGCGCUCCUCAGGAAAGAGAGGAGGGAGGGAGGAGAAAAGGAUGUCACCAUCUCCUCCCAGGCCAGGGAGCUGCAGGAAGCCCGGGCCGAAGGCGAGGGAGCGAAGAGGAGAGCCGGAGAGAGGGAGGAGGCCUGCGACAGGCUGGAGGAGGAGGUGAAAGAGUCGAGGGAGGAGGCUGAGCGAAGCUCGAAGGAGGUGGCAAAGUUCAACCGUAUCCUGAAGGAGCGAGAGGAGGAGGCGCAGCACCUACGAGCUACGCUGGAGGAGAUGGAGGAGGACGGGAGAGAGAGGGAGGCGCUGAGGAGAAUUGAGACGGAGAGGAGGAGAAGGCUGGACAACAAGCUGUUAGAGAUGGAGGAGGAGAAGAAUAGCCUCGAGGAGAAAAGGAGGUUGGAUGACAGAUUAGAGGAGAUGGAGAUGGAGGUGCGGGAGAAAAGAGAGGAUCUGAGGAGGACAGAGGAGGAGAAGAGGAGGCUAGAGGAGGACCUGAAAGAGGAGCGAGGGAGAUUGGUGGAAGCCGAGAGAAGUCAGCACCUCCUUUUGGAGGAAAGAGAGAGGUCCAGAACGAGAGAGCUAGAGGAGGAGAAGGCGAGACUGUGGAGAAGCGAGAGGGAGGUGAAAUCUCUCAGACAGGAGGUGCAGAAGGAAGAAAAGAAGAAAAAGGAGAUCCAGGAAGAGAUGACAACCCUCAAAGAGGCGGUACAAAGGGAACAAAGGAGGGAGGAGGAGGCCCAGGAGGAGCUGAGGAGGGCUGGAAAGGUGGUGGUAGCGCUAAGAGAGGAGGUGAAAAGAGAACAAUGGGAGAAGAAGGAGGCCCAGGAGGAGCUGAUGAAGAGAAGAGAAGACAUGACAUCGCUCAGAGAGGAGGUGCAGAAGGAGCAGAAGGAGAAGGAGUAUGUACAAGACACGUUAAUGAGGAACGAGAAGGAGGUGACUGCUCUCAGAGAGGAGGUGCAGAAGGAGAAGGAGUAUGUACAAGACACAUUAUUGAGGAACGAGAAGGAGGUGACUGUUCUCAAAGAGGAGGUGCAGAAGGAACAGAAGAUGAAGGAGUAUGUACAAGAGACAUUUUUGAGGACACAGAAGGAGGUGACUGCUCUCAGAGAGGAGGUGCAGAAGGAACAGAAGGAGAAGGAGUAUGUACAAGAGACAUUAAUGAGGAACAAGAAGGAGGUGACUGCUCUCAGAGAGGAGGUGCAGAAGGAGAAGGAGUAUGUACAAGACACAUUAUUGAGGAACGAGAAGGAGGUGACUGCUCUCAAAGAGGAGGUGCAGAAGGAACAGAAGAUGAAGGAGUAUGUACAAGAGACAUUAAUGAGGAACGAGAAGGAGGUGACUGCUCUCAGAGAGGAGGUGCAGAAGGAACAGAAGGAGAAGGAGUAUGUACAAGAGACAUUAUUGAGGAACGAGAAGGAGGUGACUGCUCUCAAAGAGGAGGUGCAGAAGGAGCACAAGGAGAAGGAGUAUGUACAAGAGACAUUAAUGAGGAACGAGAAGGAGGUGACUGCUCUCAAAGAGGAGGUGCAGAAGGAGCACAAGGAGAAGGAGUAUGUACAAGAGACAUUAAUGAGGAACGAGAAGGAGGUGACUGCUCUCAGAGAGGAGGUGCAGAAGGAACAGAAGGAGAAGGAGUAUGUACAAGAGACAUUAAUGAGGACACAGAAGGAGGUGACUGCUCUCAGAGAGGAGGUGCAGAAGGAGAAGGAGUAUGUACAAGAGAUGUUAAUGAGGACAGAGAAGGAGGUGACUGCUCUCAAAGAGGAGGUGCAGAAGGAACAGAAGGAGAAGGAGUAUGUACAAGAGACAUUAAUGAGGAACGAGAAGGAGGUGACUGCUCUCAGAGAGGAGGUGCAGAAGGAACAGAAGGAGAAGGAGUAUGUACAAGAGACAUUAAUGAGGACCGAGAAGGAGGUGACUGCUCUCAGAGAGGAGGUGCAGAAGGAACAGAAGGAGAAGGAGUAUGUACAAGAGACAUUAAUGAGGAACGAGAAGGAGGUGACUGCUCUCAAAGAGGAGGUGCAGAAGGAACAGAAGGAGAAGGAGUAUGUACAAGAGACAUUAAUGAGGAACGAGAAGGAGGUGACUGCUCUCAAAGAGGAGGUGCAGAAGGAACAGAAGGAGAAGGAGUAUGUACAAGAGACAUUAAUGAGGAACGAGAAGGAGGUGACUGCUCUCAAAGAGGAGGUGCAGAAGGAGAAGGAGUAUGUACAAGAGACAUUAAUGAGGGCAGAGAAGGAGGUGACUGCUCUCAGAGAGGAGGUGCAGAAGGAGCACAAGGAGAAGGAGUAUGUACAAGAGACAUUAAUGAGGAACGAGAAGGAGGUGACUGCUCUCAAAGAGGAGGUGCAGAAGGAACAGAAGGAGAAGGAGUAUGUACAAGAGACAUUAAUGAGGAACGAGAAGGAGGUGACUGCUCUCAAAGAGGAGGUGCAGAAGGAACAGAAGGAGAAGGAGUAUGUACAAGAGACAUUAAUGAGGAACGAGAAGGAGGUGACUGCUCUCAAAGAGGAGGUGCAGAAGGAGAAGGAGUAUGUACAAGAGACAUUAAUGAGGGCAGAGAAGGAGGUGACUGCUCUCAGAGAGGAGGUGCAGAAGGAGCACAAGGAGAAGGAGUAUGUACAAGAGACAUUAAUGAGGAACGAGAAGGAGGUGACUGCUCUCAAAGAGGAGGUGCAGAAGGAACAGAAGGAGAAGGAGUAUGUACAAGAGACAUUAAUGAGGACCGAGAAGGAGGUGACUGCUCUCAGAGAGGAGGUGCAGAAGGAGGAGGAGUAUGUACAAGACACAUUAAUGAGGAACGAGAAAGAGGUGACUGCUCUCAGAGAGGAGGUGCAGAAGGAGCAGAAGGAGAAGGAGUAUGUACAAGAGACAUUAUUGAGGAACGAGAAGGAGGUGACUGCUCUCAAAGAGGAGGUGCAGAAGGAGCACAAGGAGAAGGAGUAUGUACAAGAGACAUUAAUGAGGAACGAGAAGGAGGUGACUGCUCUCAGAGAGGAGGUGCAGAAGGAGAAGGAGUAUGUACAAGAGACAUUAAUGAGGACAGAGAAGGAGGUGACUGCUCUCAGAGAGGAGGUGCAGAAGGAACAGAAGGAGAAGGAGUAUGUACAAGAGACAUUAAUGAGGACAGAGAAGGAGGUGACUGCUCUCAGAGAGGAGAUGCAGAAGGAGCAGAGGAGGAGGGAGGAGGCCCAGGAGGAACUGAAAGAAGUGCAGCAGAGCAUGGAGGUGAACCUGAGCUCCCUGCAGAGUCAGGUGUCUAAUGUGAGUCAGAACAGAGAGCGAGUGAAGGAGGAGGAGAAGGAGAGUCUGAGGGUGGCGCUCCAGGAGGUGAAGGAGGAGAAGGAGCAGAUGAAGGAGAGUCUGAGGGUGGCACUGCAGGACGUGACCAAGCUGAAGCUCCUCCUGCAGGAGAGCCACACGGAGGACAAGCGUCUUAGGAGCGCCCUGAAGGAGGAGGUGCAGAGGGUCAGGGAGGAGGCGGAGAUGGAGAGAGGAGAGGUGGAGGAGCUGAGGGCUAGAGCCAAGGCCCUGGAGAGGAGGAGGAGAGAGAUGAUGGAGGAGCUGGAGGAGGCCCGGCAGGCGAAGGACAAGGCAGAGGAGCACAGCAGGGAGGCCCAGGAGAGGUGGAGGAGCAGAGUGGAACAGGUGGAGGAGGAGCAGGAGGUGAAGCUGAAAGCUUUGUCGAAAGAAAUCCAGAGGCUGAGGGAGCGCGAGGAGGAGACUGAGAGGAGGUCAAGGCUGGAGGAGGUGAGGAUGGAGGCGGAGAAGCCUCAGAGAGAGGAGAUGGAUGGAUGGAGGAGCAGAGACCAAGAGACAAACAACAAGGAGAUAGGAGGAGGAGGAGGAGGAGGAGAGGAUGAGGAGGAGGAGGAGGAGGAGCAGAUCUCCUCACUGCAGCAGGAGAAAGAGGAGAUCAGGAGGUUACUGAGGCAAAGAGAAGCUGAGGUCUACUUUCUGACUCAGAGGACAGACGAGCUGGAGAAAGACAGGGAUCGUGUCCGAUUGGCUUUGGAGCGAACAGAGGCAGCUAUGAUUGGCUACAGGGAGACAGCCCACCAACGGGAGCAGAGCCUGGGGGCGGAGCCUAACGCUGACGAGGCUGUGGGGGGCAGGCUGCUCGUGCUGCAGCAUCUGGUGGCUGAACUGGAGCUGGAACAGAAACGACUGAACAAGAAGAACUCUCAUCUGGAAAAUCAGAAAGACAAACUGAAGAAAGACAGAAACUCACUGAGAGACACUUUGAGACAGGUGGAGGCGGAGCGUUCUAGGUUCAGACAACAGCAGACUGACAGCAGCAGAUCUCAGGAGUCUGCUGACACCACAGAAGUCGGAUACCUGAGGAGCAGAGUGAGGGAGCUGGAGGACCAGGUGAGUCAGCUGCGUCUCUCAUUGGCUACCGAUCAUCAGCAGAGGGCGGAGUUCAUCCAGCAGUCCUUCAGGAACAGCCAAUGGCUGCUCUCUCUGAGACACGACCUCACCGAUUCGCUGGCCGCCGUCACGCACUGUCCAAUCCCGUCCGUCCUGGAGUCUGAGACGCAGCGAUUGGACCGCAGCCUGAGGGAGGAGGAGCUUAAGAUGUCCCUCAGCCAAUCGUAACGCCUGAAUACUAAAAACACUAAACUGAGGUUUCAGUAUUUCUCCGGACCAAAUGAACAAAACUCUCGAUUGUGAAGAGACCUGAGAUGUGAUGUAAAUAUUGUUUAUGUGUUUGUUACAUGAGUUUACUGGCGUUUAAUACAAAGUACCUCCAGCAGGACCGUGUCCUCAAAUAAUCUGAAGACCCUGAACGUCACAUUAAACUUCUGUACAUGUUUAGUUCAACUUUACAGACGUUUUAAUCUUUACAUGUUUAGUUCAACUUUACAGACGUUUUAAACUUUACAUGUUUAGUUCAACUUUACAGACGUUUUAAACUUUACAUGUUUAGUUCAACUUUACAGACGUUUUAAACUUUACAUGUUUAGUUCAACUUUACAGACGUUUUAAACUUUAAAUGUUUAGUUCAACUUUACAGACGUUUUAAACUUUACAAGUUUAGUUUAACUUUACAGACGUUUUAAACUUUACAUGUUUAGUUUAACUUUACAGACGUUUUAAACUUUACAAGUUUAGUUUAACUUUACAGACGUUUUAAACUUUACAAGUUUAGUUUAACUUUACAGACGUUUUAAACUUUACAAGUUUAGUUUAACUUUACAGACGUUUUAAACUUUACAAGUUUAGUUUAACUUUACAGAUGUUUAAAACUUUACAUGUUUAGUUCAACUUUACAUACGUUUUAAACUUUACAUGUUUAGUUUAACUUUACAGACGUUUUAAACUUUACAAGUUUAGUUUAACUUUACAGAUGUUUAAAACUUUACAUGUUUAGUUUAACUUUACAGACGUUUUAAACUUUACAAGUUUAGUUUAACUUUACAGACGUUUUAAACUUUACAUGUUUAGUUUAACUUUACAGACCGGAACAUGAAUGGUCGGGUGUUGAUCAGUUAUUAAAGUUAUGAGCCAGUUUGAAGGUCAGUGAGUUAUUUAUUGUUUUGUAUUUCUAUUCUGUCGUGACACACUUGGCUUCCCAUGAUCCUCUAGUCUGGCUCAGGUAAAGGUCAGAGGUCAGUUGUGUGUGUUGUGUGUGAAGCUCAAUAAAAACCAAAGUUUUGACGA
Molecule: messenger RNA, 9347 nt
Organism: Cyclopterus lumpus (lumpfish)
Lineage: Eukaryota; Metazoa; Chordata; Actinopteri; Perciformes; Cyclopteridae
Product: trichohyalin
Exons: 30
Coding region: 204-8282 (2692 amino acids)
Cellular component (GO): mRNA cleavage and polyadenylation specificity factor complex
Molecular function (GO): RNA binding
Source: RefSeq, a predicted model, not a curated record